CAGAAAAUUUCUAAAACGCACAACAAAUAUCAGAAUGCUUAUAAAGCAUAUAUACUACAAGUUACUUAAAGCAGAUCACAAGUUUGCUAAAACAGACUAAAAAUAUCAUUACUCAUACCACAAGUUCAUAGAAGCAUACUAGUACUACAAACUCAUUAAAACAUGCCACAAAUUUCUUAAAGUAGACAACAAGUUUUUUAAAACAAAUCACAAGUUUCUUAAAAUAUUCCAAAAAUCUCAUAAAACAGAUCGCAAGUUUAUUAAAACAUAUCACAAGUUUCUGUAAGCAUAGAAGAAAACUCAUAAACUUGGAUAAAUUCGAAGUUUAAAAGUUUAGAUAUCAAAAUGUAAGACAUAAAUUUUUUGGUACUGAAAUGUAAUUGUCCAUCAAUUUGCUUAGGAUCUAUAUGAAAAAAAUAGUUUUAGGUACUAAAUCUUAAUAUCAUUUAAAUUUAAGUAUCAAACUGUAAAUUGCCUAUCAAUUCAAUUUGGACUGUUCUCGCCGUCGUCGUGGUCUCUGAAUUCUCCAUGGGUAAGUCUGUUUAAAUUUAAGUAUCAAACUGUAAAUUGCCUAUCAAUUCAAUUUGGACUGUUCUCACCGUCGUCGUGGUCUCUGAAUUCUCCAUGGGUAAGUCUGUGCCUUGUUUCCAAUAUUUCCCAUCUUUGUUUGGAGAAUUCGAUCUGUAAAAAAGGGCAGCUUUUUCUUUUUUUGGUAUGGUCGCUCUGUUUUCCUCUGUUUUGUAUCCAUGGAAACAGAGGCGACGUUUGGGAAAGAAGAUUGAACAGGCUGGUGGGUGGUGGUCUCUGGCCCAAAAGGGUUCUCCCUGAUUCCGUAUCUGACCACCACCACCGCCGUGACCUCCGCCACAGACUGCGAAAUAUCAGAGCAAAAAAGCUCUCCCAUGUCUCACUGAGUACGGCGGCGAGUGGACCCGCCGAUGUCGGGGCUUUUUCCGGACCGAGUUGGGAGAGGUUAGCCAAUAGCCACGGCGAGUGGGCGACUCGCUUCGUCACUCGGAUCAGGCAAAAAGGGGAAAGCACAAUCAUCACACCCACAACCCAAAACCCCUCCAAAAGAGAGAAAAAGAUGGAAGGGAAAAAGGGAAAGGGAAAUCAAUUGAUUGCAGGGUUGGCAAUUGAUUGCAGGGUUGGCAAUUAGUAACUUCCUCCCGCCUCCUCUUCCUUUACUCUCACUGCACAUUCCACCACUCUUCUUCUUACCCUUUCUUCUUCUUUGGGAUUUGAAAUGUCCGAUGUACCUCCGCCGGCGGCCGCGGCCACCGAGCCGGUGCCAGGAACCCCCGGAUCAUGGAAAUGAGGUCCGACCAGAGCCUUGGGCUCUUCCCCGGCGGCGGAGCUGGGACGAGGAAAUUCGGUUCAAGAGCCGAGAUCGACACGUCGCCGCCGUUUGGGUCUGUGAAGGAAGCCGUUACUCGUUUUGGCGGCAGCGGUCCCUGGGUUCCCUGUUAUAGAAUUGGGGAAGACUUGGUAAGUUCCCUUUUCUAGCUUUCUUCACUGCUUUUGACAUUUCCAUUCGAAUUGUGGUUUGUAUAGCUAAAUUGGGUACAGUACAGUAGAUAAUCAAAAUAGACGAACAAGGAAAGUAAAUUAUGGAGAAUUCUACUUGAGAGAACUUCAUCUGGGUAUUGCUCCUCUUAGUCUCGUAUUAAGAAACAAUGAAUGCAACUGUAGUGUGAAGGAUGUGUUCUUAACUAUACCGUGAGGUGUGUGCAACUAGCUAGGGACAAACUCUCCUAGUCAAUCGAUUAAGGAUCGCAACAAAAAGCUAGUGAACCUAGCUCUCUCAACCGAUCAACCAAGAAAACCCUAACUCUCUUAGUUGACCAAUUUAGGAUUGUUGCAUUAAGUUAGUAGACUAACGCUCUUACCUUUCGGCAAAGGAUGACAACAAUAGUCUAGACAAUCUAGCUCCCUCUAAACCGGUCGACUAAGGAUUGCAAAUAGAGGUGGCAAUUGGAUCGGAUUCGUGGAUUGGAUUGGUGGAUCCAUGGAUCAAAUGGAUUGGAUCCAAUGGAUUGGUGGAUUCAUGGAUUGGAUCAAAUAGAUUGGUGGAUUGAUCCAUGAAUCCAAAUGACAUCAAAGGCUUGGACCAAAAAGUAAAAUGUGAAAAGUUUUGGUACUAAAAUGUCAUAAUGAAAAUUUUUAGGUACCAAAAUGUAAUUUUCCAAUGAUAUUUUCGUAUAAAAAUAUAACUUUUAGGUACCAAAAUGUAAAAUAUAAAAAAUAUAGGUAAAUCGUAAUUUGCCAUUUGGAUCCAUGAAUCCAUCAAUCCAAUUGGAUUUGGAUCAAAUGGAUUGGAUUUACAUGGAUUGGAUUAGGUGGAUAAUUUGGUGGAUGGAUUGGAUUGGAUUGGAUUCAUGUAUUUGGAUCCUAAUUGCCACCUCUAAUUGCAAACCAAUCCCUCAGAACUUAAUCCGGAUUGCGGAGAGCGACCAAUCACGUCAAAAUCAGGGUACUAAUCUGAUACUUGAGUUUUUGGCCCUAGAUCAACCCAAAAGGGUUUACCCAAGUGGCUUGGAGAUCAAGCUCCCUAUGGGCCAAAGGGGGAUUUCCACAUUCUAGAUUAAUUUGACCCAAUAGUGAGAUAAUGCAAGCAACGCUCAAUCAUUCAUGAUUAAUACCUCAAAUAUUAUAUAGAACACACAAUCAACACAAUAGAAUCAAGUUCUUACAUCCUAACACAUAUCUAUGUAGAAUGAGUCGAGCGCGAGACCUUAGAAACGAUUUCCUCUUCUUCUCGAUUGACCCAGACACUGAGCAACCCUAAUUUUGACUUUGACAAGAGCAAGUAAGAAGAAUGGGGUAAACUACAGAAUGGAUCGAUACACAAGGCUGAAAGAUUUCCCUUUUGUAUUUACCUACACGACACCGAAUUGAAGUUGAGUGUUAAAGAGAAUUGGGCUUGGCUCAAUUCCACUUUCGUCAAUGAUAAGUUGGCCCAACUUAUUGUUACCCGAACGCUGCGUUUUAAGAACUUAUUGUACCUUCUUUUCUCCUAGGCCAAGUCGAUCAACUCUAUUACCGAAUUUUUACGUGGUAUCCGUGUUAGGUGAUUAAUGAACCUAACACCAACUAAUCCACGGUCGAAGGAUCUCUGUCUCGAGAUCUUCGACGUUUCACUAUGAUUUUUCGUUUAUCAAUCUACAAAGUAUCACUGAAUUGAUCUCAGAGUGACUCCCCGUCACUUGAUCACAACCACCCUGUAGAGUCUGCUCCCUGCACCUACUCUACCCUGACUUCUCAAUUCUUUUACCCGAGUUCUCUCCCUGACAACUCUAUUAUUUUUCUUUCUCCAACACUUAACCAAAAAACACUGUGUUUUUCU
Molecule: messenger RNA, 3346 nt
Organism: Linum trigynum
Lineage: Eukaryota; Viridiplantae; Streptophyta; Magnoliopsida; Malpighiales; Linaceae
Source: the annotation of a GenBank genome assembly